Hippocampus zosterae (dwarf seahorse) is the source of this 3192-nucleotide messenger RNA. RefSeq names its product zinc finger protein 70. Gene Ontology annotation, cellular component: nucleus. Gene Ontology annotation, molecular function: DNA-binding transcription factor activity, RNA polymerase II-specific; RNA polymerase II transcription regulatory region sequence-specific DNA binding. Bases 375 to 1877 code for a protein of 500 amino acids. NCBI's taxonomy places the organism in Eukaryota, Metazoa, Chordata, Actinopteri, Syngnathiformes, Syngnathidae. Gene Ontology annotation, biological process: regulation of transcription by RNA polymerase II. The record is from RefSeq and is a predicted model, not a curated record. The transcript has 2 exons.
UUUUGACGUAUUGAAAGACAUUAUAUGUACAACACGAAUAUAAUUUUGUUUUAUUAUUUUUUUAUGCGUAUGUUUUUUAAGGUUGAAUUCCUUUUGAUACCUUCACGUAAAACGGCUCAUUUAUUUGUGAAUUUGGACCACCGCGGUGCAUUCUGGGGAUGGGAAACGACUGCGUUAUUCUUCCGGUUUGAAAGGCGGCGUCCAUCGUCAACAUCGCAGUGUCUUCAAAUCUAUCAACACUUUUCAUAGGUCACUUGUCUGAGGGCCCAAGCGGUGAUGAAUAUCACACAAUGAGGUCACACAGCACGGAUUCCCGUCGGUGGCAAGCGAAAUGAUGAGAGUGCGGUCAAUGUUUGUGCAGAAUUAGCAGCUUGAUGUCCCACUACACCAGCCACAACAUUACAGCCACCUGCCACAUCUGCAACAUCACCUUCCGACAUUUGUCAACGCUCUCCUUACACUUGGACAAUGCACACUGUCCGCCGGUGUGCUGGAAGUGUUCUCGGUCUUUUAGUAACGUAUGGGACCUUAACAAACAUGCGGAAGAACACUGCUCGGCCUCAACGGACGAAAGGAGCGACCUAGCGUCAGACAUGGAGCUGGCGACGAGCCUGGAGAAGUCUGAAAACAGCGCAGACUACAAACCGGGAAGAUCCCUCGACUCUGAUGACGUGAGCACAGAUGAGUCAACAAGCAGUGCCACUGGUGAUGAUAUUGACUUUGACUUCAAAGCAGCUCAAGGUGAUCUCAGUGACGCAGAAUCCGAUGAGGACACAAACUCGAGUUCGACGGAGUCCGCGGAUUUUGCAGACCAUGCCAGUAGAGGCAAGUCCACCCUCCCUGCUAUCAAGGACUCCAUUUGCAAAGAAUGUGGCCGAGGCCCCUUCAGGUCCAUUAAGCUGCAUCUGCGCCACUGCACCAGCCUGUUGGGCAAAACAUUUCAAUGCUUUCGCUGCAAGAUGUUCUUUCCUAACGAGGCGGCUCUCAAUGAGCACCGCACUUUCUUGUACUCUUGUGACGUCUGCGGCCAGGUGUUCAGUAACUGGGACGCGCACCAUCAGCACCAGCCUCCCAACCGAGGCCGCUUGUGCUUGAUCUGCUUCUGCUCCGAAUCCAUGCCCAAAGCGUGUGCCAUAUGCAAAUCCUUCUUUGUCAAUGAAAAGUUCUUGUUGGCCCACGUCACCCGAGUUCACACGUCGGUGGUCAGCACUAAGUUGUGCAUCAUCAACAAACCGUUGGGCUUGACGGACAAUGAGGUGUCGAUGAAUGCGGUCACAAAGACUACUCCUAAGGUCGUCAUUAACACCAAACACAUCAUUGGACAUGGACAGCUCCCUGCGGACCACACAUAUUCUUUUUCUGAUGAGGCUGAGACAAGCCACCCUGACCCAUCAUGCUCAGCUUCACGACCCACAAUUCUGGCCUUGUUGGAAAAUCAAAGCCAGGAGUUGGCCUCGACAAAGCGCACAAAAACUCGCCGGUGUUCCAGGAUGCUGCGCACCUGCCGACAGUGCGGCACCAUCCUUCGGCAGCCCUAUCUAGCCAUUAGCCAUCGCUACCUCCACCGAGGCAGCCGCUCGCACCGGUGCCAAUGCGGCCGCGCCUUCAAGCACCGGCUGCACCUCCUGCGGCACCGUGUGCAGCAUGCUGAGGCCAAGAAUUAUAUCUGCGUCAACUGCGGGAACACCUUCACCGGAGCUAGACUCUUAGCCGAGCACCUGAAGGGAAAGACUAGGAAAAAGAAACAAUGCCAGGGAAGUUGCAGGAUGCCCCUUGCAUGCAGCUGUGGGCAUUUCUUUUAUCGGGCAUCUGCCUACAUAUGGCAUCAGAUUAAAAACAAUGUGAAAACCAGACAUUUUGAAAACAUCUGUAAAUGACAAUCCCUUAUACAAAAGUGUUAAUUAGCAAAAAGGAUGUCUUACACAUAAUUUCAAUCACACUGUUCAUUAAAAUGCUUAUUUAUGAUGAAACCCGUGUCAACAUCCCACACCUCUUUCAAUUCCAAGCAUAUUCGGAGCAGUUUUAAAGACGUGCAAAUUCCAAUUUAUUUUGACAACAGCAGAAUACAAGAAAUGUCACUGAUUUCAGCAAUAUACACAUACAAAAAAGAAAAUCUCCAGUUUAUCCUCCCCAUCGAGAUAGUUUGUCCAGUCGUGUGAGGUUUUCUAACAAAGUGCUUCCUUUCCAAUGAGGUAUGUGUUUUGGGAUUGCUUGUUUGAAUGGAAGAUGUACAGUGAAACCCCACUAUUGGCGUGGGUAUACGAAUCCAACCUUGGAAUGAAUAGAGAAAAUUGCAAGAAAUGGACGCCCACAAAAGGAGGUUGCGUGAAUUGAUACCCACAUGAUGGUAACAAAGAAGGGUUGAGGAGCGAUGAUUUAUCAAUUAAUUGACAACUGCUCAAAUUUCAAAUUACUCAACAACAAUUUUGAUAGUCAAUUCAUGGUUAAAAGAUCUUGUUUAAAUGAUCCAAAUCAUCGGAAUCUCAGCCUCUUAAAUAUUGUCUAGUGCGAAACAAAAACUGAUUAAGCUCCCCACCUCAGAGGGAUUGAGGAAUCAACACUUUAAUUUAUUUUUGGAGAAAUGACAGAGCAUUUUGGAGCCAGAUUGUGUUUGUUUUGGUAUGUUUCAUGGGGGAUUGCUUCGUUAACGUCAGCUUUCACAUGCUCAAAUUACAUUCUCAAAUUUUAACAGGACACAGCGACACAUUCACAUUGGAUCAGAAUGCUUGCUUGGAAAAAAAGUGCUCUCGGAUGAUUGGCGCAUCGUUCUGAUCCACUGGUCCGCUAAAUUUCAACGGAGUCAACUUGAAGAGACAACGGCAACGCCGACAUAUAUGCAACUACCAAUCAGAGGAAAACAUAUUUAGAUAAUAAUGAAAAAAUUGUGAAUUUGAGAAUGUUAAUAGUGAAUAUGCGGGGGUUCACUGUACGUCGUAUGUUGGGUGGUUCAAUUUUCCUGUGUUGUGAUAAUUUGUGGGUUUUAAUGAACUGUUGUAUUUGAAUUCCGACUAUACGCAACCUACUCAAUGUCCGCUAGGUGGAGUUGUUAGGCCACUGAAGAGCAGCCAGCUUGCACCCUGUUAUCAAUAUCCCCACAAAAACUCGGGCUGCAUCCCAUAAUGAAGAUCUUUCAUUUGACACGAACACGACAAGAUUUUAAACAAUUUCAAAUAAAGAUGUCUUCGUCGGCAA